AUGCCUUUUGCUUACAAGAAUGUUCUGAUUAUCGGCGCCACCUCCGGAAUUGGAGAGGCGCUGGCCACCAAACUCGUUGAGAACGGGACGCGAGUGAUUGUUUCAGGACGGCGAAAGGACAACUUGGAUGCCUUUGCGCAGCGUCAUGGCGCUGAUAAGGUUAAGACCAAAGUCUUUGAUAUUAUGCAGUUGGACCAGAUCCCUCAAUUCGCAUUAGAAAUUAUCGCUGAGAAUCCCGACCUUGAUUGUGUAUUCGUCAACUCGGGAAUUCAGCGACCGCUUGACUUUUCCAAGCCCGAAUCCGUCGACCUUGACAUUUUCGACCAGGAAUUGAUCACCAACUAUACAUCGGCCGUGCGCAUUGCAAAGGCUUUCAUCCCCCAUCUUCAAAAGCAAACUACCCAGACCGCUCUCGCAUUCACCACUUCCCAAAUGGCGCUCGUUCCAAUGAUGCGCUGCCCGAACUAUGGCGCAUCCAAGGCGGCGUUGCAUCAUUUCGUUCUCGCUCUACGCACACAGCUGCAGGACGGACCCGGCAAUGUGAAGGUUCUGGAGAUUUAUCCUCCGGCCGUGCAGACUGAGCUGCACGAUGCCAAGCAUCAGCCCGAUCUGAAAGAUGGCCAUCUUAUCGGCAUGCCUCUCCAGGAGUUCAUUGACGAGGUAUGGGCCGGGUUAUCAGAGGGUGAAGAUCAGAUUGCGGUUGGCUCGGCAAAGGAUAUCUUCAAGCAGUUCGAGGUCAAGAGACAGGAGAUCUAUCAACAGAUGACUGAGAUGUUGUCUGGGCUGCUCAAGCAGUUCUUGCGGUAG
Penicillium cataractarum is the source of this 807-nucleotide messenger RNA. Its product is annotated as putative short-chain dehydrogenase/oxidoreductase. NCBI's taxonomy places the organism in Eukaryota, Fungi, Ascomycota, Eurotiomycetes, Eurotiales, Aspergillaceae. Gene Ontology annotation, molecular function: oxidoreductase activity. The transcript is spliced from 2 exons. The record is from RefSeq and is a predicted model, not a curated record. The coding region runs from base 1 to 807 and encodes 268 amino acids.